ACCCCCUCAAAUGCAGCUCUGCACGUAUUGAAGCCCUGGAAAACCACGCCAGUCAUUUUUGUUUUGAUAAGGAUAAAAAAGAGCGUGGCCUGAGAAAAUUUGCACAAAUAACACAAAAAGCGCCACUAACAAUUGCAAAAACGUUGCAAAGUGUGUGGAAUGUUGUGCGGCGAAAAGUGUACACAAUAUUGAGCGCCAGAGCGCCUACGUGGAACGCAACGUGUGGCCGCUGGCAAAGCAAAAGCAGCAGCCGCGGCCGAAAGCAGCAGCAGCAAAGCAGAGCAGACAUCUAAAAUAACAAACCGACGGGGUGCUCGUGCAAAUGGCUGAAACUUUUCGAACACUACAAUUGUAUAACGUUACCUUCGUGAGCCGACAAUAAAUGAAUGCAAAAGCCACUGUGUGCACUGCAUAAAUUCAUAAUAUCUCGAAUACCUCCAAAAAGGGCGCAACUCAAAUAUCAAUAGAAAAAAAAACUAAGAAAAAGAAAAAAACGAAACGAAAAAAAUAGCACUCGGCCAGCGACAAUGCAUUUGAACCAUGCGACGGCCGCAACAGCUGCGAUGGCCAACUAUCAGCACUAUGCGCCCGCCCAGCUAGCCACGCACGGCGUGGGCGGUGGCGGAGGUGGUGGUGCAGGUGGUGGCAGCGGCGGAGGUGGUGCAGGUGGCAGUGGCCUCAACCCCAACAGCCUGCAACAACCGACGACCAUAGCAAGUCUGCAGCAGAGUCCGUUUGCGCUGCAUCAACUGACCGCUGUCCAGGCCAUACAACAUCCCACCCAUCAGGCGAUGCUGCAUCCACAGCAUCCGCUGGUGCACCUGCUCGACAUCUCCACAACGACCACCAAUAGCGGGGGCAAUCAUACGCCCAUAUCGCCGAUGAAACAAGAGGUGCAGAGUGUGGUCAGUGAGGAUGAGUCGGUGGUGGAUGAUCCGCGCAAGAAAAAACAAUGCCACGUGUGCAAGAACAAGUUCCGGCAAUUGACCACGUUACGCAACCACAUGAAAAUCCACACCGAUGAGCGUCCCUACAAGUGCAAACACUGUGACAAGGCGUUCCGGCAAAUCUCGACGCUAACGAAUCAUGUGAAGAUCCAUACCGGCGAGAAACCGUUCACGUGCAACAUAUGCGCCAAGGACUUUCGACAGCAGAGCACGCUCAUCAAUCACAUCAAAACGCAUAAGGCGGCUGAGUCAAGCACGCCAACAUCGCUACUCAACUAUCAGCCGCCGUCGUCGUCGGGCAAGCACAGCCGCAAAUCGCAGAAUCAGAUGCACAACGCCUAUCAGCAGCAGCAUCAACAGCAGCGUGUACAAAUCUCAAAGACUCUUUACACCGGCACCUAUAGCUCACCACAGGCGGAUGAGCUGGUGAAACCGUAUCAGUGCAGUGUGUGCAAACGGCGCUUCCCACAGUUGAGUACGCUGCAUAAUCACGAGCGGACGCACAUCGAUCCCAAGCCGUAUAAAUGCGAGACAUGCGACAAGUCCUUUAGCCAACUGGCAACGUUGGCCAAUCACAAAAAGAUCCAUACGGGCGAUAAGCCAUACACGUGUUCCUAUUGCCACAUGCAGUUCCGGCAGCAGAGCACGCUCACCAAUCACAUGAAGACGCACACACAUCUCGCCAGCCAGCCAGCUACAGUCACAGCCACAGCGGAUCACUCAGCGAUGCCAGCGCCCCUUGUACCCGGCACACAGCAAUUGACGAGCGGUCUGCUGCCCAAUAACCUGCACAGCACAACACCCAACAUCCUACAGCUGGACCAUCAUCCGCUGCUGCAUUUCCUCGAUGGCAACACAACGGUUAGCUCUGUGGUUGCCAGCAAUGUGGCGGCAGCGGCGGCAGCGAAUAACACCAAAAUCGAACACUAUCAGACGGCGCAUAGCGGACGCAUGAGUGUGGGCAACAUCAAUAUGCUGAAGGGUGAAAAUCCAGAUCGGCCAUUCGGCUGUAGUGUCUGCAGUCGAUUCUUUUCGCAGCAGAGCACACUGGUGAAUCACAUCAAGACGCAUACGGGUGAGAAGCCAUACAAAUGCAAGAUCUGUGAGGUGAAUUUCCGGCAAGUGGCCACGCUCAACAAUCACAUGAAGAUCCACACCGGAGAGAAGCCCUACAACUGUUCCUACUGUCCCAAGCAGUUCAGGCAGAAGAGCACGUUACAAAACCAUUUGAGGGUCCACACGUGUUAACGUGUCGUCACGGAGGGUCGUCAAAAUGUGGGUUGUUAACUUCCAACUGUCCAGAGAGCGUGAGCCGUAGCCCGCCCUGUCUGCCUGCCUGCCUGCCUAUAUAUCGCCAGUCAACCAGCCAUUCGAGGAAUAGUGCAAUAUGCAUUAAGCACAUAAAGUUUAUAUACACACACAGAUAUAUAUAUAUAUGUAGAGAGAAGAAAGAGAUCAGAAUACCCCGAUAUAUAUAUAGAAAUAUAUAUGUAAUACAUAUUAUGUACAGCCUGCCUGUAUCGCGCCAAGUCAUACAGCCAACUCGAGGAAUAGUGCAAUAUGCAGAUACAGAUAUAACAAAAUACGAAAUACAGUUAUAGAUCCAAGAUUCAAAUCCAAAUUCAGAUUCAGUUCGAAGCAUCAUACAUAUAUAGACCGCAUACAAUACAUAUAAUAUAUAUAUAUAUAUAUAUUUGAAUAUAUACUCAAAAGUGUUAUUUACCUGCUGUGCAGAGCGCAAUUGUAUGUAAACUAUUGUAGAGAGCUGAUCCACAUGCAUGUCCAACUGUAAAUUAAGUCUAGCCGUACUCGUAUAAAUCGUGCAUACAUAUUUGUACAAUGCAUAUAUAUAUACAAAACUGUGUAUACCACACACACAUACACAAAAGAUACAGGGUGUUUAAAACCUAUACCUAAACUAAAACUAAACUCUAUUCUAAUCCUAUGGUCGCUUUCCACACUUCUCACAUUCGCAAUGUGCGCGCAUAGUGGAAAGUGACUAAAAUACUUUUUAGCUUCUUAACUGUUGUCGUCCUUCUUCUUCCCUUGGAUCCCAAAUCCCACCUCUCUCUGUCCCCGCCCCACCCUACACCCGUUUAGUUGCAGGCCCGAGACUUUGAUUCUCAGCUUCUCGUCGUGUUAAAUGUUAAGCCGAACUUAUAUAAAAACAAAAGAAAACAAAACAAAAAGAAAAAAUGAUGAAAAACCGAAAUCUAGUUAUUGCUACUAUACUAUUGUAAUCCCCUCCUGCGUGCGCUCAGACCGUCGUCACGCCAUCCCACUAAGUGUAAGGCGUAAUCGAAAGGAAAAACAAAACAAAAAAAAAGAAAAAGGAAAACCCAGAAAAAACUAUUUAAAUAAGUGUACUCUUAGCGCAUAUUUAGCAGCAUCUUUUACUCACAUGACUACCGGACAGUUACAGAUGAUCACCAGCUGGAUCAUCCGAUCGAGGGAGAGUCAACAAUCGCAAUCGCAAAUAGCGUUAAUAAAUCCCCGAACCGGAUUGCUUAUAGAACAAACAAAAAAACAAAACGUAGAAAACGGAGAGACAAAACAAAAAAAAGAAGUCCCUAUAUUAAGUGAAACAAUUGUAAAACAGCUAAAAAAUUAUGAAAACGUGAAU
Drosophila albomicans is the source of this 3570-nucleotide messenger RNA. Its product is annotated as adult enhancer factor 1. Gene Ontology annotation, biological process: regulation of transcription by RNA polymerase II. Bases 528 to 2195 code for a protein of 555 amino acids. The record is from RefSeq and is a predicted model, not a curated record. The transcript is spliced from 3 exons. Gene Ontology annotation, cellular component: nucleus. Lineage: Eukaryota; Metazoa; Arthropoda; Insecta; Diptera; Drosophilidae. Gene Ontology annotation, molecular function: RNA polymerase II cis-regulatory region sequence-specific DNA binding; DNA-binding transcription factor activity, RNA polymerase II-specific.